This is a messenger RNA of Halteromyces radiatus, 2138 nucleotides long. Its product is annotated as mitochondrial carrier domain-containing protein. Bases 64 to 2112 code for a protein of 682 amino acids. Gene Ontology annotation, cellular component: mitochondrial inner membrane. The record is from RefSeq and is a predicted model, not a curated record. Gene Ontology annotation, biological process: L-glutamate transmembrane transport; aspartate transmembrane transport; mitochondrial ADP transmembrane transport. The transcript has 2 exons. NCBI's taxonomy places the organism in Eukaryota, Fungi, Mucoromycota, Mucoromycetes, Mucorales, Cunninghamellaceae. Gene Ontology annotation, molecular function: calcium ion binding; ATP:ADP antiporter activity; L-aspartate transmembrane transporter activity.
UCUUUCUUUCUUUCCUUCAUACCCUUUUUUGGUUCUUAAAGGAACAAAUUCUUCUCAUCCAUCAUGGCAACGGAAACCUCGAAAGGUGCAGCUGAAUAUUAUCGUCAAUUAUUCCAAAAACAUGCUUCAGUGGAAAAGGAUAAUAAAUAUUAUAUGAACAAGGAUGACUUUUUGGCUGCUAUUGCUCCUGGUGAAGAUUUUGAAAAGAUCAAACGUGAACAAUUUGGUCUUUUAUACAAGAUUGCUGAUACAUCCAACCAAGGUCUGAUCUCUUUCAAUGAUUUUGUUAUCUUUCAAAAUCUGUUAUCUAAACCAGAUGCUGAAUAUGAAGUCGCUUUCCGGUUAUUUGACAUCAACAAUACUGGCAAGAUUACUUUUGACCAAUUCAAACAAGUCCUUUCCAGCAAUUUGCCUAGUGAUGCUGUUCCUUUUGACUUUGAUUGUGAUUGGCUUAAACUUUAUAUUGGUAGUAAAGAUGGUCAUUAUCAAUUGACAUAUGAAGAGUUCUCUCAGCUUUUAAAAGGACUCCAAGGUGAACGAUUAAGACAAGAAUUCAAACAUUAUGAUCAAAAGCAAACUGGCUAUAUUUCUACAGAAAACUUCAAAAGGAUUAUCUUGGAUAUUGCUAAGCAUAAACUCUCUGACCUGGUGAUCGAUCAUCUUCCUACUCUAUGCAAUCUCUAUGCUACAGGCAGUGGUACUACUAUUAGCUUCUCCAAUAUGGUUGCCUUCCACAAUGUUAUUCGAAAUAUUGACCUGGUAGAAUUGGUGAUUCGACGUGCUAUUGGAUCAAAUCCGGAAAAGACGAUUACCAAACAAGAUUUCCUUAGUGAAGCUGCCAAAUCAUGUAGAUACUCUCUAUUUACUCCUAUGGAAGCUGAUAUUAUUUUCCAUUUUGCUGCUGUCGAUAGUAAAAACUCUGGUCGAUUGAGUUUAGCAGACUUUGAAAAGAUGUUGGAUCCUCGUUGGCGACCUAUUACUGAACAAGAACAAGAACGAUUAUUGGAUUUGAUAUCAUCGGAUAAGAAAGGAAAAGUGGAUGUGGCAAAGGGCAAGCAUGGUGUGAUGUGGGAAAUCAUUGGUAACGUCUAUUCAUUUGUAUUGGGUUCUAUUGCUGGUGCUGUUGGUGCUACUGCUGUUUAUCCUAUUGAUUUGGUCAAGACAAGAAUGCAAAAUCAGCGUUCCAAAGUUGUAGGUGAAUUACUUUACAAGAAUAGUUUGGAUUGUUUCAAAAAGGUGGUUAAAAAUGAAGGAUUUUUGGGUUUAUAUCGUGGUUUGGGUCCUCAACUUGUGGGUGUUGCUCCAGAAAAAGCCAUCAAAUUGACAGUGAAUGAUUUUGUACGAAAUAAAUUGGCUAACAAGAAAACAGGAGAAAUCAAAUUUUGGCAAGAAAUGAUUGCUGGUGGAGCUGCUGGUGCUUCUCAAGUAGUAUUUACUAAUCCAUUGGAAAUUGUCAAGAUUCGACUUCAAGUACAAGGCGAACAAGCUAAAACUCAUCCUGAUAUGCCUCGUCGCUCAGCCAUUUGGAUUGUCAAAAACCUCGGUAUUGUUGGAUUGUAUAAAGGUGUCAGUGCAUGUUUAUUACGUGAUGUACCCUUUUCUGCCAUCUAUUUCCCAGCUUAUGCACAUUUGAAGAAGGAUCUUUUCCAUGAAGGCCCUGAUCACAAAUUGACCAUUACUGAAUUAUUGACUGCUGGUGCAAUUGCUGGUAUGCCUGCUGCCUAUUUUACUACUCCUGCUGAUGUGAUCAAGACUCGUUUACAAGUAGAAGCUAAGAAAGGACAGACUUCGUAUACAGGAAUCAAGGAUGCUGCAAAGAAGAUUUAUGUUGAAGAAGGAUUCAAGGCUUUCUUUAAAGGUGGUCCUGCACGUAUUUUCAGAUCAUCCCCUCAAUUUGGUGUUACUUUAACAGUAUAUGAAUUAUUACAUCAAGCCUUCCCUCUUCCUGGUCAUACCACUGCUGCCACUCCUGGUGCUACUUCGGCUACUUCUAGUGUUGUAUCAUCAAGUGAACAACAACGAUUUGGUGCUUUACAAUCAAGAAACGCUUUGAAACUUCUUUUAGAUCUUGAUUACAGAUUUGGUGUUUAUAAUCCCCCCUCUUCCAAAUAGACACUUAUAUAUAUAUAUAUAUAUAU